Theileria equi strain WA is the source of this 2307-nucleotide messenger RNA. RefSeq lists its product as hypothetical. Bases 1 to 2307 code for a protein of 768 amino acids. The record is from RefSeq and is a predicted model, not a curated record. Lineage: Eukaryota; Apicomplexa; Aconoidasida; Piroplasmida; Theileriidae. Gene Ontology annotation, cellular component: ribosome. The transcript has 6 exons. Gene Ontology annotation, molecular function: RNA binding; structural constituent of ribosome. Gene Ontology annotation, biological process: translation.
AUGUUUAGAAUUUUCAAAAGGAACGUACACGCGGGUCAUGUCAAGCGUGUCUUGAACAAGAGAAAGGAACUCUUUAGCGGGAGAUAUAGUAGAAUAUUUGCUGAUCAAAGGGAAAGAGUGGAUCACUUAUUACAAGGAAUUAGAUAUGAAAAGGAUGCGGUGGUCAGAGAACUUCUUCACUCCCAAAAUGUAGUUACAAAUCUCUUGAAUGACUGCACAGACAAACCAUCGCAAAAUCAAAAUCUGUUUAGAGAUCCGGAUGUCGAAUUUAAAAGGAGAAAUGACGCAUAUCGCAUAUAUCGAAUGUUACGCCCUGAUGCUCCAACGUUCUUUGAGGAACAAACAUCUCUUCAUCUUAGUAAAAGCAUGAACCAACUUCUUCAAAAGCCAUCCACGGAAUCUACAACUCUGGUUCUUGCAGAUCCAAGUAACGUAUUGGAUAAUAAAGAGCCUGUAUUCACAACCGAUUGUUAUAUUUUAGCUGUAUCAUCUCUUAUAGAGUCUAUAACCGAUGAUAUACAGGAUUUUUGUGCCUAUAUUGGGAUCAAAAAUCUUCCGGAAAAAAAUGCUCCUAACCGUUUCUUGCUCAUUUUUGAUGCUCUGGUUGAUUUUAUAAAGCUAAGGUCUGAUGGAUCAGAUGUAGAUAAAUGGGUUGAAGAUGUUUGGUCAGCAAUCAGUAAGCUUUUUAUUAAAGAACUGGGAGAAAUUUCCAACCAGGAGAUGUCAAAGUGGCUAAAAGAACAUUUAAUUAGAGUUGCAGAGAAUAAGGCUAUUUCUGGGAAGCCUAAAGAUGAAUGGUACAGUCUACAUAGGGAUAUAUUGUACGAUGCACUUCCAUAUCCAGAAACUAUAAAAAUUGAAAAUAAGCUGGGUUACCCAUUUAAAAAGGCGCAUUCUUAUUUUAAUUCUCUCUUGUCCCUUUUUGAUAUAUCUGAAUUCGCUUUAGAGCAUACAUCGUCUUUUCUAGAGUCGUUAAAGGGCAUUGGAUUAUUAGACUGGUUUAAACUUAAACCCAAUGAAAUUGAAGAAUCAAUGCUGGGUAACAUAUCAAAGGAACACUAUCCAAAUAAAGAGGAUUUAGAAUUGUCUAGUCUUUUAAUAGAUACUCUAGCUAGAAACAUGGAUCAUUUGCUUAACAUCGAAACGUACUCACCAACUGCGUUUAUGUUUCUUUACGUUUUCAUGACAAUUUCGCAGUAUGAAGAUAGUGUAAAGGAUGCGCCAGAACAUCCUUGGCUACCAGAAAAGGAUAUUAAACAAAUUAUCACAAAUAGACUCCAAACUAUAACAAAAGUGGAGAACCAAGAUGUUAUUUCAAACGAUAUUAACAAUGUACUAGAUACAAAAAAGACUCCCCUGGACGAAAUUAUUGAAGACGAAGAGAAAUAUUCAAGAUCCAUUGGUCCGGGUAUUAUUUCUGUUGAUGACGAGGGUAAAUGUGAAUUUAAGUGGAAAGUUCCUGCUGGAGCACAAUAUGAUAAAAAGAGGGGAAUCUAUGUAAGGAUGCGUUCCACAGCUGAUCCGCAAUUUAUUCUAAACAGGUUUCGCUUCUGUGUAUUGGAUAGGAGAAGAAUGAGAAGUAUGACAAGAGAGGGAAGAGUAUAUUUUGUUCGCGUUGUAACUGCAGUUGGCAAUGGAGAUGGGUAUAUUGGAUUUGGUGUAGGCUUUGGAAAUGACAUAAGCUCUGCAUCUACAAUGUCUACAGAAGCUGCAUUUAAAAAUAUGUUCUUUGUUGACUUUGAUCCCAAGGAGGUAUUAACAACUCCAGUCCGUGCAAAAGAAUAUGGAGCAACUGUUACAAUUACACCAAAGCCUUUUGGAUCAGGAAUAACAAUAAAUCGCAAGUUUUUACCAUUGGCGUAUAUAAUCGGAUUAGAUAAUGUAAGAAUAACAUUCCACGGUUCAAAAUCAUGGAUUACACGAGCUGCUGCACUCAGAAGGGCUUUAGAGUCCAUAUACUCUAGAAAAACGGCAUGUAAUAUGACUGGAAAUCGAUAUAUCUAUCACAGAAAUCCAGGAGACCAUACAAUUCACUGGCCCGACGAAUGGUUUGUGCCAAUAUCCGAAGAAUAUAAACAAAGAAUUGCAACAAUCAAGAGAAAUAGGAUCAGGGAAUUCAAAAGCAGUAUUAGAAGGAGAUAUUCCCUUCUCACACCAUAUGAUAUUUCCCCCGGAAGGCCCAAGUAUGCCGAUAGAAGAUUUAUGUCGCCAUUAGAAAAACUGAGUACCGACAUUAAAUACGUUGAAAGAAUUAACACGGACGUUUCAAAGUCUAUGCUGCAACUGCCACUCUUACACCAUAGAUGA